Messenger RNA from Malassezia japonica, 1560 nucleotides. RefSeq lists its product as uncharacterized. The record is from RefSeq and is a predicted model, not a curated record. NCBI's taxonomy places the organism in Eukaryota, Fungi, Basidiomycota, Malasseziomycetes, Malasseziales, Malasseziaceae. The transcript has a single exon. Bases 1 to 1560 code for a protein of 519 amino acids.
AUGAGUGGACAAGAGAAGCGUACGUCCACGCCGAAUCCCGGAGGCGCGCGUGCCGGCGCGAACAAGGGCAAGCCCAAGGGCCCCAAGACCGACGAGGCGGUCAGCAUGCCAAAGAACGGUGCGCGUGGCGCUGCGCCGGCGCAGGGCAUCAACUUUGGCACGGUAGACGACAAGAAUGCGACGCUGUCGUCGUCGCCGGCCGCGCAGCCGUCCGCCGGCAAGCACCUGCAGGGUGGCAACCCGACCGUCUUUGGCUCCGUCGCCGCGGAGCCCGCCGCGGAGAAGAAGGGCAAGAAGCUCGACUUCCAGAAGCUCUUCCAAGGCCCCGGUGGCCAGGCGGUCAAGGGCCAGGCGGACCCCGCACAGGCCGCACGCACCGCGGCGCGCGGUGUGAACGUGCCCAAGCAGGGCGCGCCGCCGUCGGUCCCCAUGCCCCAGGAGAAGGGCGUGGGCCCUGCGUCGCAGCCCACGACGCCACUCGUGCCGGGCAUGCCAUACGCGCCGGAGCAUGGCCCGUGGCAGGGCGCGCCGGUCUAUCCCCACGUCGGCUACCCGAUGAGCCCCGGCGGCUUCCCUUACAUGCCGCAGCCCCAGCAGGGCUGGCCGCAGCAGGGCGGCUCGCCACACCCUCCCCCGAUGCACGCCAACUCGCCGCGCGGCCCGCCGAUGGGCGUGCGCCCUGGCGGUGCGCAGCCCUUUUACCCUCCUGCGUCCCCGUCGAGCUUUACGAUGAACGCGGGCGCGCGCAUGUUUGAGCCGCAAAAGAGCAAGGCGCUGCGCAUCGUCAACCCCGAGACGCAGACCGAGCUCGACCUGGAGCAGGUGCGCCAAAAGUCGGCCGCCUCGUCGUCGGCCGCGUCGAGCACCGCGCCCGACACGCCGUCGCGCGCGCCUUCUGCGCCGGGCACGCCCAAGUCCUCACACUCGGUCGAGGCGCCCGCGCAGCCGCCGGCGGACACUACCCGCGUGAAGACCCAGGCCGACUUUCAGCAAAAGGUGCUGCGCCUCAAGAUGGAGCGCGAAAAGGCCGAGAAGGAGAAGGAGGAGAAGGAGAAGGCCGACAAGGAGGCCAAGGAGAAGGCCGAGCACGACGCCAAGGAGGCCAAGGAGAAGGCGGCUGCCGAGAAGGAGGCCGCUGAAAAGGCCGCCAAGGAGGCCAAGGAGAAGGCCGAAAAGGAGGCUGCCGAAAAGGCCGAGCGCGACGCCAAGGACAAGGCCGAAAAGGAGGCUGCCGAAAAGGCCGAGCGCGAUGCCAAGGACAAGGCCGAGAAGGAGGCCGCCGAAAAGGCCGAGCGCGAUGCCAAGGACAAGGCUGAAAAGGAGGCUGCCGAAAAGGCCGAGCGCGACGCCAAGGAAAAGGCGGAGAAGGAGGCCGCUGAAAAAGAGACCGCCGACAAGGCGGCCGCCGAAAAAGGCGCAGGCCGCCACGCCCGCCGCGCCCGCCGCGCCCGCCGCGGACAAGGGCGCAGAGCCCAAGGAAGAGGGCACCGCGCCCGCCACGCACGCCGACGAGCCCAAGGCCGACGGCGACAAGGCCGCCGAGGACGAAAACCACGAUGA